AUGGCGAAGAGAAGGAUCUCGUUGGGCCUCUUUCUUCGCACCAGCAACGACGUCGAGCUGACACUGUCCCCCAACAGAGUGGCUACGUUCCGCGUCUCUGGUGGCGUGCUGGACUUCUUCAUCUUCUUCGGAGCCACUCCGACCGAAGUGGUGGCGCAGUACACUCGAUUCGUGGGUCUGCCGGCGAUGCCCUCGCUAAGAUUCAUCGAGAACGGAACACCCACCAGCACCGACCGCAUUGUUCUUCCCUUUUCCAUGCCCGUCAAGGAGGAGAGUGGCCCCAAAUUGGAGCAACGGCUGCUCGAUCUGACGCAUCCGGCAGCAGAGCACGAGUGGACCAAGAUGAUGGACACCUUGCAGGCGUUCGAAAAUCUCAGGACUACGGACGUAAUGUGGCUGGAAGCAGUCAGUUGUCUGAAUGGAACCAGUGAAGCCCUCGAAUGUCCGGAGGACUCAAGGACGUUCCCGUGUAACGAAUGUAGUGGAACGCCCAAGCUGCACCUGUCGCAGUACUCGGAUGUGCGCAACGCGUACGGCUAUCUCAUGGCACGCAUGGCUCACCGGGUCAUGGCGCCGAAGUUAGGGGCCUAUCCCGCGUUGGCCACAAGCAAUGACACGUUUCCCGGCAUUGGCAAGUGGAACGUCCUCUGGAACCUCGCACCGGGCCAAGGAGUGAAAGGCCUCAAAAGGGCUGUUCGAGACAUCCAGCUGUACAGCAUUCUUGGUCUCCCGUACUUCAUCAUGUCCCUCUGUCCGGUGGAAGCUGUAUCAAACAACACCGCACUUCCUCCUGUUCCUCUGUCCAGUGGAAGCUGUAUCAAGACAACCAAUCUCAGCCUGUGGCUGAGCUUGGCUGCCUUCCUUCCCAUCAUGCAACAUCUCAAUACUUCGACGAGAUUGGACGUUUCCAGGCGAGCCGCAAGCUCCCAGCCACAGUACACAAUUUAUGCUUGGCCCACAUCUGAUGGUGGUUCCCCAGACUCAGCACCAGCUCCAUAUGCCACUCUGAGUGAGAGGAACACUCGUUUCCGCUUCUUCUACGCAAGAAAUUUUCUGGCAGGGUACUGCUCACCUUGCGUCCACGGUGACGUGCUGGGCAGCGUCACCAUACUCGGCCUCACCAAAGCUCCGUCUCGAGUAGAAUUCAACGGCGAGGAAUUAGCCUUCAGUAUUGACAAACAGGCUUUGAUGGUCGAAUCUGCCUACCACGUCUUGACCAAGCCUUUUGUCAUGAAGCUAAUAUAGGCAUUUUUUGGGUAUAAUAAAAUAAAAGAAGAACCUGCU
Rhipicephalus sanguineus (brown dog tick) is the source of this 1284-nucleotide messenger RNA. RefSeq lists its product as uncharacterized. The coding region runs from base 1 to 1245 and encodes 414 amino acids. Gene Ontology annotation, biological process: carbohydrate metabolic process. NCBI's taxonomy places the organism in Eukaryota, Metazoa, Arthropoda, Arachnida, Ixodida, Ixodidae. The record is from RefSeq and is a predicted model, not a curated record. Gene Ontology annotation, molecular function: alpha-1,4-glucosidase activity. The transcript is spliced from 10 exons.